AUAUUUCUUUUUUCGAGAUGUAAAAUACGCAAAACCCCCGCCGCGAAUUAUCCUUACAAAAAUGAAUGACCGCACUUACACGCGAUAUUAUUGGCGGAUUUAUAAGUUGGUCACAUCGGACGAAUGUGCGAAAUACCAAUCAACGUGAUUCGCGAAACACUCGCCGUCGACUGCAGUUUAUCACACACAUAUGUGUGAUGUAUUCAUCCUGGCGAGAAACGAAUUCGUUAUUUCAAGCAUAAACAACGAAACUCAAUAAAUCACGACGAAUGGAAUAAAUUAUUCGAUGAACGUUACUCCCAAGAGUGAACUAUAUGCAAUCACGAAUUAGAAGUUUUCUAGAUGAUUCUAGAGCCGAAUCCAGUGUUUGACAUUGAUAUUGGAACAACAAAGGAGUACGCAGCGCAAAAACGCUUUGUUACGGUUAUUUCUGCAUCGGAAUUGAUAUAUUUUUGUGUGCAACGCUCUUAAAAUAGAGCGUCGCUGUGGCGUGCGAUGUAUUUUCCGCGCACUGGCAAAGAGAGAAGAACAUGAGUUUUGAGGUUACCACGAUUCCUGGGUGAUUUUAGCUGGUUCUCAAAUAUUAUUGAUAUCAUUUGCAAUCUGCGAGGAUGGAUACUGUAUGCGAGAUAACAGAUGAACAGCAGCUGAUCAAUCGGAUUUACUAUUUUGCAAGGGAUGGACUGUCAAUAGCUCUUUGCGACCUGUUGAACAAAUUCAACACUGAUGCCAAUCAUCUGAUUAAUCAGAAAGUUCUAGAAGAUGAUGGGCAGAGAUGUACGCCUUUAAUAAUUGCUGCACGAUAUGGUCAUGGUAAAGUAGUUAGGACAUUACUUGAGAAAUUUAAACCUGAUUUGGAACAGGAAGGAACGGUGAAAUUUAAUGGAUAUGUCAUUGAAGGAGCCAGUGCACUUUGGGCUGCGGCAGGAGCAGGACAUUUAAAUGUUCUCAAGAUUCUUGUAAAAGCAGGAGCAAAUGUUAAUCAUCCGACGAAAACUAAUUCUACCCCACUUCGAGCGGCAUGUUUCAAUGGACGUUUGGAUAUUGUUAAAUAUUUGACUAAUCAUCAGGCAGAUAUAAAUAUCCCUAACAUGUUCAAUAACACUUGCCUCAUGAUAGCAUCUUACAAAGGACAUCUUGAUAUUGUCAAUUUUCUAUUGAAUAAAGGAGUGGAUUCUAAUAAGAAAGCCUAUUGUGGAGCGACAGCAUUGCACUUUGCCGCCGAAUGUGGACAUGAUACUAUCGUUUGCGAAUUAUUAAAGUACGGAGCGAAAAUGACAAAGAAUGUAAGUGGUAUGACACCUUUAAUAACGGCUGCUGAGCGGACGCGCGCAGAAGUCGUUGAAUGUCUAGUACAAAGAGAAGAAGUGACAAAGGAAGAAAUAAUAGAUGCUUAUGAACUGCUUGGAGCAUCUUACGCUAAUGAUAAAGAUAGUUAUUGCCUAACCAAGGCAUAUACGUACCUAUAUAAAGGAAUGGAAUUAAGGUACAGUGAUACUAAUAAUAUUGUACAUAAGCAACUAAGUUCAAUUGUGAAAGCGUAUGAAAACUGGAAGGAAUGCGAAACGCUAGAAAGAUUAGAAAGUAUCAAAAACAAUCCUAAUGCUAUACACAUGGAAUCGCUCGCUAUUCGGGAGAGAAUAUUAGGUCUAAAUAAUCCAGAGUUGCCUCAUCCUAUAGUAUUUAGAGGCGCUAUAUUUGCGGAUAAUGCCAGAUUCGACAGAUGCAUAGACUUGUGGUUGCAUGCUCUGAGACUGAGACAGCUCAAUAAUAUAUCCAUUGUCACGGAUCUUCUUCGAUUCGCGCAGGUCUUCUCACAAAUGAUACACGUUGGUGUCGAUUUGGAGCUUUUGCAAGUUACAAAUGUGCUGGAAGCAAGCGUAACUGAGUUAAGUAGGAACAAAGCGAAAAUUCAAAAUCCGGAUCCCAAGGAUGACAUCGAUCAAUGUGUCGAAGAGAUGGAAUCAAAUAUUACAACGACUCUAUAUAUUCUAACAAUUUUGACAAAACUUAUGACACUUAACGGAAGCAGAUGUGACGAGUCAGACUUGACACAGGCGCAUCAUUUAGUGCAUAAAUUGUGCGCGUUACGGAUGAGUCUGAAAGAUGGACAAACUCUAUUGCAUCUUGCUGUGAAUGCCGAAACUCCUGUCGACGAUUUUCAUACUAAUGAUGUCUGCAAAUUCCCAUGUGCGGCUACGGCGAGAUUAUUGAUUCGUUGCGGUGCUGAUGUGAACGCAAUGGAUGAUGAAAGAAGUACACCACUCCAUGUUAUUGUCGGUUACGGUAAAGCAAUUAGCGAUUUUGCGACUUUACAUUCAAUUAUAAUAGAUCUUAUAGAAGCUGGCGCACAUAUGGAUACAGUCAAUAAUAAAGGACAGACACCAUACAAUGCAGUCGCAACAGGAGUAGCUAAAAUUAUAUUACGAACUCAGACGAAAUUAUCAUUAACAUGUAUGGCGGCCAAAGCAAUCAAAACUUACAACUUGCCCUAUCACGGUAACGUUCCGCGCUCGCUCGAAAGUUUUAUAGAGCUGCACGGGCCCGGUUCAGAAUCGCGGAAUCAGAGCUGAUGAGUCUUUAACGUUACCAAUGAUGAAUUGAAGUUUUCUUGUAUAAAAAAUAUAUUUUAUAAUGUAUAUAGUAUGUCGGAAAUGUUUGAAUAGUCUCAAGCUCUGUAUAUCUCGUGUAAUGUGAACAUUACACACAGUCUCGCGAAGGAUAAUAACAUUGAGAUUUAUACUUGUCUUGAAUAGAAUGCGAUUUACAUAGCGUAUAUUAUUAAAAUUGAAUAAUUAUUAUACAAAAUCCGCAAGAAUAGUCUUUCUCACUCUCACAAUUUUAUAAAGUCUUAAAAAUAUUGAGCGGAAUUAAACUUUUACAUGAAACAUUUUAUAAAUACUGAUAAAUAUUUAUAAUACGGCUAUAUA
This is a messenger RNA of Linepithema humile (Argentine ant), 2930 nucleotides long. It is a transcript of the gene Fem-1, whose product is annotated as protein fem-1 homolog B. Gene Ontology annotation, cellular component: ciliary inversin compartment. Gene Ontology annotation, biological process: protein localization to ciliary inversin compartment. The record is from RefSeq and is a predicted model, not a curated record. Lineage: Eukaryota; Metazoa; Arthropoda; Insecta; Hymenoptera; Formicidae. Gene Ontology annotation, molecular function: protein binding.